AUGGGUGCCUCGUUCUCGCGCUGCUUCUGUCUGGCCGUGGGCGUCGCGUAUCCGGCGUACGCGAGCUUUAAGGCUAUGGAGCGAUCUGAAAGUGGUCACGACAACAAGCGGUGGCUUACAUAUUGGGUUGUUUACGGUGCCACAACGUCCGUCGAGUCGGUGGCAUCGCCUCUCAUGUGUCUCGUACCUGGAUACAACAUUACGAAGACACUGUUUCUCAUCUGGAUGAUGUCUCCACAUACACGGGGAGCGACGAUCGUGUACGAGAAGCUGUUGUGCCCAUUCCUGAAGGAAAAGGAGCCAUAUGUGGAUCGUAAGCUGCAAGAAGCUCAAGAAGCUGCAGAGAGUGUUUUAUCCUCCUUCAUACGAUCGUGGGGACAGACAAUUGUGGAUCAAGUUGUUGCGAUUCAGAAGAGCGACGAGUUUAAACACAUUUGCCUGAUGAUCAGAGAACUGGCGUCGCACGAUCCGCCCAAGAAGAAGAAGAAGAAGAGGAACACAAGUAUUGAUAUGAGCAAGGAGUCGACGAAUGAAGAAUAA
This is a messenger RNA of Peronospora farinosa, 540 nucleotides long. NCBI's taxonomy places the organism in Eukaryota, Oomycota, Peronosporomycetes, Peronosporales, Peronosporaceae. The record is from the annotation of a GenBank genome assembly.